UGCUCUCUCUACAUUUUAUCAUAAUAAUGCCCCAAACCCCUUCUUCUCUUCUGUCUCUCUCUUCACCGGCGGUGCGGAGAUGGCGGCGGUAGGGGUGGUGGAGGAAUUAUCUAAUUGGUGACUUUACCAGACGCGUAUUUCAAAAGAAGAAAAAGUGUGGUUAAAAGAUGUCAGGAUUGGUUUUUUUACUUUUGAUGGCGUGUGAAAAUGAGUAUAUCUGUGGGAUGUAGUAGCAAAACCCUAUUUCUCUUUCCAAUUCCCAGUUUCUGCUGCCGUCCACGAUGGAAAGAAAUUUCUUUUUACUAGAAAACGAAAGGUUGCACAGAAGGUGUUCGAUGAAAUGUCAGACAAAAGAAAAAAAAUGGAAAAUUUUUCAGGAGGAUUAAAAAAAAUGGUUUUUUUUUUUUUGUGGAUUCCAUAAAUGGGUGGGCUUUAAGGUGAGAGAUCUGACGACUUAAUGGGAAAUUGUUGAUGGGUUUUGUUUUGUUUUGUUGGGUUCGCAAUUUGAAUGAAUGAAUGAUGGUGAGUGUGUUAGGAGAUGGAGAGGAAGAGAGAGCAAAAGGGCAGGAGAGUGACAGAAGAGAGUGAGCACACGCUGCAGCCAAAUGUAUGAAAGGCAUACCUUUGCGGGUGCGUGCUCACUUCUCUUUCUGUCAGCUUCCCCGUAAUUUUCCCUUCUGCUCUCUUCUUCUCUCUCUCUAUCCUUCUUUUUUUCUUUCCCUCUGGUUCAUGCUGUCAGAAAGGCCAGAUGUCCAUCGGCUAUCGCUCCGUUUCUCUUCCUAGAGUACCCUCUUCUGUUUUUUACUCCUCUAAUGGACAAAUGAAACAAUGAGACUGGUGAAGUUGAAGCGGCCACUUCGAAGUUUCAAGCGGUGCCACUGUAGUGUACAAUUUCGCCUUUCACACUCUUAAUUUGUCAGUUUGUUCUCAUCCUUUCCAAUAUUUAUUAAUAUAUACUAUAUAUUGUUUGGCUAUUGCAAUUUUCCAUAGAAAUUCAUCCUUUCCAAUAUUUAUUAAAAUAUUAUAUACUCUUUGGCUAUUGCAUUUUUCCAUGGAAAUUCGAAAACCAUUUUCCUUUUCUUUUUCUAUUUCUUAACAUUGAUUUCCAUGGAAACUUAUUAGCGCGACUUUUGAUGGUCCUCUCCUGCUUAUAUAUGGAAUUUUUGAAGGUACAAAACCAUUUACUGUUCAUUAUUUAACGGAAAAUCCUUCAAAAAAUCGUUGUUGUUUAGUGCAAAACCCUGAUUACUGUUCCCAUCUAAACCGUAAACUCCCGGCUAUGUUUUGAGGUUUCUUUUGUUUUAGGCGUAUAGGCCACGCUCUGUGUUUUUAUUUUAUAUAUUUAUUUUGAUUUCCUGAGAUUUGGGUUAUUCUAUAUCUGACAAAAUAUUUCUUUCACUCUUGAGAAUAUUGGAAUCCGCGGAAAUAUUUAUGCAGGCAUUAUUUUUCGUUGCUGAAGAGUUUUACAGAUUUUGUUUUGGUAUUUACUUUCCUAAAACGAAAAAUUUCUUGCCGUUGUGGGGUACUACUUGGAGAAGGGUGUGACUCAAGUGCUGAAUAUGGCAACAAUCUCUCGUUUUGGAUGUCUGAAAGGCCUGCUAUUUUCUAGUCCCAGAUAUGGAGUUUCCAAUCCAGAAAAUUUCCCCAUUCAGCACUUGUUUGACGUUGGGAGGCAACAGAUUGCUUAUGUUUCUCUUCACUUCAGAUUAACUAUCACCAUCGCCACCCCCAUUGUCCGCUAUAGAGAUUGGAGAAGGCCCAUUUCAGGGUUCUAAAGCUUUUCCAUAUCUGGAUGCCAUAAAGACUGGCACCUUUGGUCACGACCUAAUGGAAGUCCUAGAUUAAAAGGUGGAAGUUGAUUCACCCCACAACCCACCACGAGAAGCCUAUAGGCUCAACUUUGCAAGGUCAUGAUUUAAGUCUAUGAUGGAAUUUUAUCCCUGAUGAUAUUGAAACACGAAAUACCUUUGAAGGACAAAAGACCUUUAACAUUGUCAAAGGAACUUUUCUGGGUAAACAGAAAAAGCACAUCAUCAGCAAACUGAAGAUGAGACAGCUGGAUUGACUCCUCAUCCACCUUAAAACCCAGGAUGACAAACUGUAAUGCUUUCCUUUUGAUCACUGUCAAUCUUUUGGUACUCACUAGUAACCUCAUCCAUUUUAUCACUGCAACAUGAGAACCGCCAUGAAACAAGAGUUCUCGAGUAUGAUUUCGAAAGCCAAAACGAAUGCAGUUGGAGAAACUUUAGAUUCAAGCUGCAUCACUUGUCCACUCCCUAUUAAUGGAUGUAGUAGACAAGGAAGGAGUUUAACCUCGAAAUUCAAAGGUGUUGUGCCUCAGCAGAAUGGCCACUGGGGUGCUCAAAUUUACGCUAAUCACCAGCGUAUUUGGCUUGGUACAUUCAAGUCUGAAAAUGAGGCAGCCAUGGCAUAUGAUAGUGCUGCUAUCAGAAUCAGGAGUGGAGAUUGUCAUAGAAACUUUCCUUGGACAAAAGUCACUAUUGAAGAGCCUAACUUUCAGAAACUUUACACUACAGAAACUUUGCUUAAUAUGAUAAAGGACGGUUCUUACAGAACUAAAUUUUCUGAGUAUUUAAGGGAUCGUUCUGAAAGCACACAAACGUCGGCCAGUCCCUCCACAGAAAAGGCGCAUAACAAUGGAGGGACAUCUAUUAAGCAACUUUUUCAAAAGGAGCUAACACCUAGCGAUGUUGGUAAGUUGAACAGAUUGGUUAUACCAAAGAAGUACGCUGUUAAGUACUUCCCUCGAAUAUCAGCUAGUACAACAGAAAAUGUGGAACACGUUGAUGAUGAUCGCGACUUGCAGCUAUUAUUUUUUGACAAAAUGAUGAGACAAUGGAAAUUUCGCUACUGUUACUGGAAAAGCAGCCAGAGCUAUGUUUUUACGCGUGGUUGGAAUCGCUUUGUGAAGGAAAAACAACUGAAAGCUAACGACACAAUAGCUUUCUACUUAUGUGAAGCAGCAAAGUCAAGUGAUUCUAAAACUACAUUUUGUGUGGUAGAUGUUAAAAACCGUGACAACAGUGGUGGCCUGGUUGAGAAUGAAACCACAUGUAGCGAAUUGCAGCUCAAUUUGAGGCAUGGAGAAGUUGAGGAAUCGGUCUCGCCUAAGCACAUAGACGAUGAACUAAAAGAUGAACGUGAAGUUAAGGGCUUCAAACUGUUUGGAGUGCAUAUUAAGUGAAAGUAAGUUUUGCUAUUCUACUCCGAUGAUUUCUUUUCCAUUUUUAGUAACUUUUUUAGUGUUUAAACCGCAUGCCUUAAAGAAAGUUCAUUUAAGGUAUUCUUAGGAGAUUCUUUUUGGAACAAUGCUAAGAUAAUACAUACCUAGUAUCAGGAGAAUUUAUUAGAAUUGUUCGAUGUUGCUGCUGUGUAGUGUUCACCCUCAGUGAAUUGCUUAUGUACUAACAAAUAUAGUAGAGAUUUAAACCUCGGACUUCAAACGAAAGGAUACAGAUAUUAAGAUAAAAGGAGAAAAUAUCUAAUCAAUUUGAUUGGGUUGUCUGUCUUGUUCAA
Cucumis sativus (cucumber) is the source of this 3537-nucleotide messenger RNA. Its product is annotated as AP2/ERF and B3 domain-containing transcription factor At1g50680. Bases 2174 to 3205 code for a protein of 343 amino acids. Gene Ontology annotation, biological process: regulation of DNA-templated transcription. Gene Ontology annotation, molecular function: DNA binding; DNA-binding transcription factor activity. The transcript has 4 exons. NCBI's taxonomy places the organism in Eukaryota, Viridiplantae, Streptophyta, Magnoliopsida, Cucurbitales, Cucurbitaceae. The record is from RefSeq and is a predicted model, not a curated record.